Molecule: messenger RNA, 2179 nt
Organism: Dimorphilus gyrociliatus
Lineage: Eukaryota; Metazoa; Annelida; Polychaeta; Dinophilidae
Source: the annotation of a GenBank genome assembly
AAUGGAAUCGUUUCAAAUCCAUAGACCAGGGAGGGCACUACGAGUAGUGUCUGAACGGGAAACUCAACUAGUGAAAGAUAUUAUUCAACAAAUAGCUAUGAAGGUGUUAAAGGCGGCAGAACAUUUUACGGUACCAAAGAUUUUAAAAAUGAAGAGAGAAGAAAGUAGAUGGAAGAGGAAAUUGAAACAAAAGCUAUGUAGAAUUAAUUUGGACACUCUUAUGAUAACAAUUGGCUUUUAUACCUUUUUAUUUCUCGUUGUAAAUAUUAUACUUAACAUAAAACAAAGAAAUUUCAUUAAGGACGGAGAAUAUUCGCCUAAAUUAUUCUUUCAUUCUCGUCACGAACAUAAUCCUAUGAUAAAUCAUCAUCCUGGAAUGUUAUUUUAUAAUCAAACUACACUCAGUACUGUUCAUAGAAAAUCCACAACAGCUAAACUUUAUAUAGCAGAACAAGGAUUCUUUUCCAAAUCUUCUUUAAAAGCUAAUGAUAAAAAAUUUGAAUUAAAUGGAAAGUAUUUUCGUAUUUUAGCCGGUCAAUUUGAUUUUACAAAAGUAAUUGAAUCCGAAUGGAAGGAUCGCCUUAAAAAGCUUAAGUUAGCUGGUUUAAAUACUGUUGUUACAACAAUAAUCUGGAAUGAAUUGGAAUUAAGUCAGUUAAUUAUUGACAAGGAAAAAAUUUCACGCUUUCUUCAAACCGUUAAAAGUGUAGGUUUAAAGUUAAUUGUUGACUGCGGUCCUUAUGUUGGACCUCAUAUAGUCUAUGGGGGAUUACCUUCAUGGAUGAUUAAAGACGGUAUAAAAAUUCGAUCUAUAGAAGAUAAGAAAUAUCUAAAAGCAAUUAAUAGUUUUCUCUCACAAGUUGCGAAAAUUUUAUGGAGAUAUCAAUAUUUGAAAGGUGGUCCUCUGAUAGCGAUUAUGAUCGAAAGAGACAACAACAAUGUAGAUUAUCUUAAGAAUAUAAUUUCUCAACUAAGACUCAAUGGCCUACACGAAAUGAUCUUUUCCUCCAAACAAGUAAUCGGUGCUUACCUAACUUUAUUCGUCCCGGAACAUUCUCGUCAAUUCUCAGUUGAAAAAUUAAUCACUAAUUGGAAAGAAACCAAUAAACAUUCAGCUCUCUUUUUAUCAAAUCUGCAAAUUAUCGAAACAACUUUUUACGGAACUAAGCCAAAGCAAAUAAAUGUAGUUAAUAUUAGAAAGGUGUUAAAGUAUGCCUUAGCUAAUGGUGCUUCUAUUAAUAUCGCUCCUUUUAUUGGUGGAUCACGUAAUUUUAGAGUAUCUUGUGAUAAUUCGAAAAAGACGUGUAGCAAUAAGACAGUAAUUGCGACAACUUUUCAUUAUUCUCUGCCAGUUAACAGCCUCGGAGAAGAGUCACUUACGUAUUUUGUAAUGAGAGAUCUUUUUAAGGAAAUGUCAUUGACAAACGAUAUUGAUUACACCAUGAAUAGUAGACCUGAUAUAUCUUCUUUUGGUAUAGUGAAAUUGGAUCGGCAAAUUAACAUUCAACAGUUGAAAGAAAAGAAUAAAAAGUUUUUCUACUUGGAAAAUCAUGAAAAGCCUUUAAUACCUUCUUAUGGUGAGAUCUAUGUCACUUACACAACAUUUGUUGGCGCAGCUACUUAUAUUAGCCUAAAGGGUAGUUUCAAUCCUGGAAGAGUACAGAUUAUUAUCAAUAAUCACAAAUUGGCAGAUGUUAUUAGUCUUAAUUCGACUUUUGAGAUUGGUAGAAAGAUUCUCAUUCCUCGUUAUAUGUUAACUAGUUCCAAACAACAUACAUUAAUGCUUGUCGUUAAGACAGCCGCAACACUUAAAAAAGAAAAUCUAGUCAUUAAAAUUCAAGGAAAGACCCCAAAAUGGUGGAGAUAUAUACACCUUCAAGACAUUAAUACUAUCUCUCUUAAUUCAACAACAGAGAAUAGUAUAUAUCGGCCGGCCUUCUUAUGUGGUUCAUUUUUUAUUAAGAAGUCGUCAAAACUAGCUUAUUCGUGGUUAAAACUGGAAGGGUUAGGAGAAGGUCAAGUAUACAUAAAUGGUUUUACUAUUGGUAGUUAUAUGAAUAUUAAUUGGCCUCAUUCAAAAAUGUUAGUUCCCAUGUCAUACUUAAAAUAUGGGAAAAACACUAUAACAAUCCUUGAAUUGACGAAUUCAAGAACUCUAGCUGUUGCUUUUUCAAAUUAG